Messenger RNA from Gambusia affinis (western mosquitofish), 4030 nucleotides. It is a transcript of the gene trappc12, whose product is annotated as trafficking protein particle complex subunit 12. The transcript is spliced from 12 exons. NCBI's taxonomy places the organism in Eukaryota, Metazoa, Chordata, Actinopteri, Cyprinodontiformes, Poeciliidae. Bases 23 to 2530 code for a protein of 835 amino acids. The record is from RefSeq and is a predicted model, not a curated record. Gene Ontology annotation, cellular component: Golgi apparatus; TRAPP complex. Gene Ontology annotation, molecular function: protein binding.
GAAUAGUACUGUGUCAUCUGUGAUGACGCUUUUUUUGCGCGGCACAUGCGCAUUACGUUUUCAUCCGCCAGGGGCAGUGAGGAGCAUUAAGAUGGACACAGGGGAACCUCAUGCCCAGCGGCCCGUGUCUUUGGGCAUCACGGUUGAUGAUGAAGCUGCAGUUUCAGAGCCCGCUGCUGAAGCCCCCAGUCAGAUUCCCUCCAUAGAUAGCAUCCUUCCCCAAGAAGACAGCAUCGAUCUGGGCGGCACAGACUUUGUCACACCCCCAGGAGACAGCAGCAUCACACCCACUGAGAGCUUGAUGGACAGACUAAAUGAUCAGAUGAUGGAGAGCGUCAUGAUUUCUGACUCACCUAACAACAGUGAGGAGGACGACAUGGCUCCAAUCGACUCCUAUCUGGAUGGUGGGGAGCCGGAGAAUGCAACUCUUGGAAACUUAGAGGAGGACAGUGAAAUUGGACAGAACAUGACAGAAAUUAAAGUUUCAGUGGACCAACGGGAACAGGAAUGCUCUGAAGAGGAAAUAACAGAGGAGGAGGCCACACAACAGCAAGUCCCAGCUUCUGUCUCACCUCAAGACGAUACUUUGAGUCCAGCUGCUAAUACUGAUGAUGUUCCAGUCAGAGGGAUUAGUCCUAAAGAUGAGCCAGUGCCAGUGUGCACCAUAUUCAGCCAGAGCACCCUGCCGAAGUCGUUGGUGCCCGAUGGCUUCCAGCCUACCCUGAUCAAGUCCCCCAGCUUUACCAUGGGAAGUGCAGGUGGAAGUGACGAAGCUGUGACCCCCAGUAAGUUAACUGCUCCCCUAGUUUGUCAGCCCAGCCCUAGCCUCAGUAAGUUCUUUGCUGACAAUGGACAAGCCAAUCCAGCCUCUGACUUCUUUGAUUCUUUUACUGCUACAUCAUCCUUUAUUUCUGUUUCUAACCUGAACGCUGACCUUUCUCCUGGGGCUGGCUCGCCACCCAUGCCUCUUACCCCAGAGCACCAGCUCUCUUCAGCCUCCUCCAUCUCCACCCCAGGAGCACUUUUAGACUCUGCAUCUCCGACGCCGAGCCCAGUGUUUGGCCCUGCUUCCACUGAACCAAACGCUAACUCCCAACCGCUUCCACCCCAGACUGUCCCAGCUCCAGUCCCCAUUUCAGCCACACAGGCACAGCCCUUCAACCAGCUCCAAGCUGUGUUCUCAGGGAGCGAUGACCCGUUUGCGAUUGCGCUGAGCUUGAGUGAGGUGGACAGGCGACAUGAUGCCUGGCUGCCUUGUGAGGAGACGAGAAAAGUCUUGAUAUCUGUUGCCACCCAGCAGUACAGCCCUGCAUAUGUAGAGAGCAACAAACUCACAAUGCCUGGGCUGAAAUUUGACAACCUGCAGGGAGAUGCUGUAAAAGACCUCAUGCUUCGUUUCUUGGGAGAGCAGGCAGCCAUGAGGCGUCAGGUCCUCACCGCCAACUCUGUGGAGCAGUCUUUCAUCGGCCUCAAGCAGCUCAUUAGCACUAAGAACUGGCGGGCUGCCGUGGAUCUGACAGGACGGUUGUUGACAGCUCACGGUCAGGGAUACGGAAAGGCCGGCCAGCCAACCUCUCACACCACUGACUCACUGCAGCUCUGGUUUGUGCGGCUGUCUCUUCUCACCAAGUUGAACCUUUUCCAAAAUGCUGAAAUGGAGAUUGAACCCUUUGGCAACCUCGACCAACCAGAUCUGUACUAUGAGUACUAUCCAACUGUUUACCCUGGGAGGAGAGGCUCAAUGGUGCCUUUCUCCAUGCGGCUGCUGCACGCCGAGCUUCCCCAGUACCUGUCCAAACCCCAGGAGGCUCUGGACCGCCUGCACAACCUCAAAACUGUCUGCCUUGCUAUACUGGAAAACCUGGAGAAAGGCUUGGCAGAGGAUGGCAGCAUGAUCACCCUAGCACAGGAGAACAGGCAAGCAUCCCUAAAGCUGUGGAGGUCUCGUCUCAGUCGGGUCAUGUACUCCAUGGCCAACUGCCUGCUGCUGAUGAAGGACUACGUUCUGGCAGUGGAGACCUAUCACUCCAUCAUCCAGUAUGAACCCCAGCAGAGAGUGCAGCUGCUCAGUGGAAUCGGACGCAUCUUCUUGCAGAUCGGAGAUGUGAAAACUGCAGAAAGAUACUUCCAGGAUGUGGAGAAAGUCUACGAGACAAAAGGGAGUAACUUCAGUCACGCUACAUGUGUUCUAAUGAACAGGGCCUUCGUCUACCUCAGUCAGAAUAAUUACGCUGAAGCACACGCAACUUUCCUUGAGGUUUUAAAAAUUGACCCAAAACAUCCAGUUGCAAAUAACAACGCUGCAGUGUGUCUCCUCUACCUGGGCCGCCUAAAGGAGUCAUUGGGCCAGCUGGAGGGCCUGGUUCAGCAGGACCCCACCCAGUACCUCCACGAGAGCGUCCUCUUCAACCUGACCACCAUGUAUGAACUGGAGUCGUCGCGCAGCACCCAGAAGAAGCAGGCGCUGCUGGACGCUGUGUCCUGCCGGGAGGGAGACAGCUUCAAUGCGCAGUGCCUCAAAUUGGUCUGAGAGAAAGAAGGACAACUGGGAAAAAACUGUGCUGCUGCUGCUGCUGCCCCGUGUUAACGACGGGUACUACAGCUCUGUGUUCAGAGAGGGACUAAGCCGGACUCCUGUGGGACAGUAAAACCAAUGCUUACUGUUCGGUUUCAGAGAUGAUAAAAGGGGAUGUUUGAGAUCGGCUUUUAUCGCACUAACGCGAUCUAGCACUCCUGCCAUGUGAGCAGCGACCCAGGAACAGUCCUCACUUAUAGCAUUUUGAGACUUAAGGAAUUUGUGGUGAAUGUGCUUAUUUGUUCUGUUGUUUGUGCUGCAGCUCUGCAUAAAUACUGAGGGAGUGAAUGCCUGGCUCCAAGGCAAAAAAAAAAUAAUAAUAAUAAUCCAAAUAUGCAACACGUGACAUAUCUGACAACAAGAUGAAACACUGAAAGAGGGAUGGAAAUGCAUAAUGAUGGAGCCAAUAUACUGGCAAAACGAUGGAAGAAUGAAUGUAUGGUUUAACAGAUGGAAGGAACAGGCUCUUAGUGAACAGGAUAAGGAAUGAGUCUGGUAAUAUGGUAAUAUUAAUGUUCUCUCCUCACCCAAACAUAAAAAGCCUCUUAAAUAAAAUUCAGCAGUUUUCCAGACUGCUUAGGAACUGUGUGCAAGAAGCUUUUCUACAUCCAGACGCUGAUCAGACAGAACCCUCAGUUUUAUCAACUAAAAGUUGUUUCUUUAAUGGUUCAUUAUUACCUGGAUACAGUAAUGUUAGGUUUUCUUUAGCUCUGCUCCAACCAUCAAGUUGCAUGUGUGCAACACUACUCAAAAUCUUCUGGAUGGAUCUGCGUUAAAAAUUUAAGUAAAUCUGGGAUAAAGCUUGAUCCACAUCAGUGAUUUCUCUCUCUCUCUCCCUCCAAGCUGGAAUGUGGUUCUUUUUAGGCCCGUCUAUUUAAGCUGUCACAUGACCCUCUGUUCAAAGAUCAUUACAGCGAGACCAACCAUAAAAACAGCCCCAUCUUCUGUAGUCACUUCAAAAAGACAAGAUAGGCUGCUCUUUAAAAUCAAUAAACAUGUUUCCUAAACAUUCCUCUCAGUAAAUAUAUUACAACUGAGAAAUUCAAAAUCCCCCCCAAAAAAAUAAUGAUGUAUAUGAGCAGUUUUCAGAAACUUUUAGUCAGGAGGACGUGUUGUUACACUACAGGAGCUGCUGGCUCACAGUGAGACCAGGCCUGGGCAUUAUCUUGAGCUUCAGACUCCUUAAACUUUUUAAUGCAGCUUCUACAGGAUUACCACUAGAUUUCGUCACUCCUGCAGUGAAAAUUAACAAGCCCCUCAGAUUGCAUCGGUUUCAUUCCCACUGAACAGAAAUGGAAAAAUAUUCAAAACCCAAAGUUGUACAUAUCUGAAACGUCAUCUUGAUUAUCUUAUUGAUUCGUUUUGCUUUUUCUUCUGCUGUUGUCUUUAUGUUUAUCAUUAUGUAUGUAUAUAAAGAGCUGUUUUAUCCUGAAUAAAUCUAUUGUGUCGCAGUAA